Penicillium alfredii is the source of this 270-nucleotide messenger RNA. Its product is annotated as CMGC protein kinase. Lineage: Eukaryota; Fungi; Ascomycota; Eurotiomycetes; Eurotiales; Aspergillaceae. Gene Ontology annotation, biological process: protein phosphorylation. The record is from RefSeq and is a predicted model, not a curated record. The transcript has 2 exons. Bases 1 to 270 code for a protein of 89 amino acids. Gene Ontology annotation, molecular function: ATP binding; protein kinase activity.
AUGGGAUUCGAUGAUAUGAAAGCCUGCAUUCGUCAACUUAUUGCAACCGUUGACUUUCUACACAGCGAGGCGCGAAUCAUCCACACAGAUCUGCAAUUAAGAAAUCUUCUCCUGAAUGUGGAGGAGUCAUAUCUUCCAAAAACCGAACAGGGCCAAAUGGAUGACCCUCCUGCUCGGAAAAUCCUGAGUGAUGGCCGGACGAUCUACCAAAGCCAGCUGCUUAUUCCGGGCGAUGGAUUGCCUCUUCUCGGUGACCUCAGAGAAUGCUGA